Molecule: messenger RNA, 1118 nt
Organism: Strigops habroptila (Kakapo)
Lineage: Eukaryota; Metazoa; Chordata; Aves; Psittaciformes; Psittacidae
Gene: CTU1
Product: cytosolic thiouridylase subunit 1
Exons: 5
Coding region: 141-1118 (325 amino acids)
Biological process (GO): tRNA wobble position uridine thiolation
Cellular component (GO): mitochondrion; cytosolic tRNA wobble base thiouridylase complex
Molecular function (GO): tRNA binding
Source: RefSeq, a predicted model, not a curated record
CUGAUUGGCCGCCGGGGUCCUUGGUGGGCGUGGCCACGCUCCCCCGCCCCUCCCCAGCGCGGUGCACUCCGGGAAGGGUCCGGCGGCGCGUGCAGCGGCGCGGUGUAACGUGAGCCCGGCGGACGAGACCAUUCCCGGCCAUGCCCCCCCCGCGCUGCCUGCACUGCUCGCGCCCCCCGGCGCUGCUGCGCCCGCGCUGCGGCUCCCCCCUUUGCCGCGGCUGCUUCGUGCGGCGCUUCGAGGCCGAAGCCCUUCGCUCCCUGGCGCCGGGCUCCCGCCCGCCCGCGCCGGGUCCCGGCGCCACCGUGGCCGUGGCCGCAUCCGGCGGGAAGGACUCGACGGUGCUGAGCCACCUCCUGCAGCGCUUCGCCCCGCGCCUGGGCUGGCGCCUGGCGCUGGUCUCGGUGGACGAGGGCAUCGCCGGGUACCGGGAGGCGGCGCUGGCGGCCGUGCGCAGGGGCCGCGGCUCCCCCCCGCUCCUCGUGCUCUCCCACCGGGAGCUGUUCGGCUGGAGCGUGGAUGAGCUGGGGCCGGCGCUAGGACCCGGCUCCCGCUGCACCUUCUGCGGCGUCAUGAGGAGGCAGGCGCUGGAGAGGGCGGCCCGGCUGCUGGCCGCCGACUGGAUCGCCACUGGGCACAACGCCGACGACAUCGCUGAGACCGUCCUGAUGAACUUCCUGCGCGGGGACGUGGCGCGGCUGCGGCGCACGGCCACCGAGGCCACCGGCGGCACCGGGGACCCCACGGGGACCUCCAGGGCGGUGCCGCGGUGCAAGCCGCUGCGCCACGCCUACGAGAAGGAGAUCGUGCUCUACGCCUACUUCCAGGGCUUGGAGUACGUGAGCACCGAGUGCGUGUACGCGCCGCAGGCCUUCCGCGGCCACGCCAGGGCCCUGCUCAAGGAGCUGGAGGCCGCCAGGGCCCCGGCCGUGGCCGCCCUGGGCCACUCGAGCCGCCGGCUGCGGGUGGGUGCUGAGGGCGGCGGCAGGGUGCUGGGCGCCUGCCGCAGGUGCGGGUUCGCCGCCAGCCGGGAGCUGUGCAAGGCCUGCGUGCUCCUGGCCGCCCUAGAGAGGGGCAGGCCCAAGGUGGGGCUGGGGAAGAGGGCGCUGGAGGGGUGA